Messenger RNA from Amoebophrya sp. A25, 1045 nucleotides. The record is from the annotation of a GenBank genome assembly. Lineage: Eukaryota; Dinophyceae; Syndiniales; Amoebophryaceae.
AUGAUUGGCUCGACAUUUGGGCAUAAUGGCGGGUUGCCGCCUCCUCGGUAUAACCCCAAUGGAGGACCUGGUAUGUCCAGCAUGAACUCUGCCGGUGGAAUGCGUCGUUCAAGAUCAAGGGAUAGAGAAAGGUGGCGAGCCGGAGAAGGUAUGUCGAGAUCAGGCUCACAGUAUCAACGUGGCGGAUACGAAGAAGAGGCGUUUGAGCCGCAACAGAGAAGGAAAGCCGAUGGUGAUUCAACGAAUAAGGACUCCUCUUCUGGUCCAGCCGGAGGUUCUGGUUUGGCGCCUUAUUUGCCAGAAGGAAGAGACGUAAAAGGAGAUAGAGUUCAGAACGAAGACGACGAGGACGAGAACGAUGCUCAAAACGUCCUUGAGACAUUAAAUGGGAUGGAUUUUUUAGAGGUACUAGAUUCAUUUCUGCAUCCGUAGAUUUAGAUAAGUGUACUUGGAUGUAAAAAGGUGCCUUCCUAAUCCAUCUUAGUAGAGUUGCACGUGCUCACAUUUUUUGAAUAUAACUUGCAAAUUUCAACCAUACAUCUCUGUUCUACAGGAAAUCUCCGAUUCUUCUGGCGCCGAAGCUCAACUCGCUGAGCUCGAGGACAGGAUCAAACAAGAAGAGGAACGACGCGAAAAGUUUGCAGAACAGCACGACUACGAUGAGGGCCGACGCGAACAGGAGGACGAAGUUUUGAGAAUGCAGAUGCUCAGAAACACCGUUCUGUGUGAUUCAAGGCUGGAAGCUGUGGCAAAUACUGUGCUUACUGCAGAAACAAAGGAAGACUUAGCUAAUAUGGCAGAAGCUGUGAAGGGGGAUGGCGCAGGUAGGGCGUUGCUGGAGAAAGAGGCGGAACAAGAAGCGAAACGAGAACAGGCAGAGGACGAAGUCGACGCUGCUUCAUCAAGAAGCACCAGGAACAACAAAGUCCAACAUGAAGGCGAGGACGAACAAGUUGAUCAAAAGCCGCAAGCAUUUGCUCCCUUUAAGCCUAGAAGAGGGCCAAACAAGGUCGUCGAAAAGGACGAGUCAGAAGCUGGCAAGGAG